GAACUUUGGAGUGGAAGAAAUGUUCUGCUAAAUGUAAAUUUAUAUCUUUAGAUAUGCCUGAUGAAAAUGGGUAUUCUUAUUAUCUUUUGCACAUUGGACACCAUGAACAUCAACAUUGCAUUCAAAAUAAACCAUUUAACAAUGAAAAAGAGCAAUUACAAAAAUGUGUUUGCUCAGCACCAGAGACAUUACCAUGA
Messenger RNA from Entrophospora candida, 197 nucleotides. NCBI's taxonomy places the organism in Eukaryota, Fungi, Glomeromycota, Glomeromycetes, Entrophosporales, Entrophosporaceae. The record is from the annotation of a GenBank genome assembly.